This is a messenger RNA of Trichoderma citrinoviride, 1065 nucleotides long. RefSeq lists its product as hypothetical. NCBI's taxonomy places the organism in Eukaryota, Fungi, Ascomycota, Sordariomycetes, Hypocreales, Hypocreaceae. The record is from RefSeq and is a predicted model, not a curated record. The coding region runs from base 1 to 1065 and encodes 354 amino acids. The transcript has a single exon.
AUGAGACGUCGAUUGUGGUGGCAGAUAUGCACGUUGGACGUCCAAUAUGCCCAAGAAUCUGGCUACAAACCAUUGAUGAGUGGGCGGGAGUUUCCUACGGAGUUACCACUCAACGUCAACGACAUUGCCUUAGGCCCUGACAUGGGCGAACCGCCAAUCUCACAGCUCGGUCGCAGCGAGAUGCUGUUCUACCUCGUCCGAUUUGAAGCGAGUAAUUUUGCUCGACGAGUUCUCUUCUCAGAUACCUUCUGUGACAGCAACAGCUAUCAGGCAAUGACUGGAGCGCAGAAAAUAGAAGCUCUGGACAAGUUUAGAGAGCGAAUUGAGAAGCAGUACCUCUCGCAUCGCUACGCGACAGUUCUUCUAGAUCGCACUAUGGUCAAAAGUUGUCAGCUCAUUCUCGCAAAGUUGACGAUGGAUGUUUACAAGCCGCAUCCAAAGGGAAUGCCUCUAUGUACCAAGUAUCGCGAAGCGUGCGAGGAAGUGAUGGGGGUCGCGCAAGAUCUGCGCCGGGAUAGCAGAGGGCGCAAAUGGCUGUGGUUCUUUGAUCCAUGCAUUGAAUGGACUGCUUUGGCGUACCUCCUGUUGGAUAUAUGCAUAACUUCGGCGUCGCCAUCAUCUAGCCAGCUAGCUCGCGCGGCGUGGGAGGUUGUCGAUGAAACAUAUCACCACUGGAAGAAGAAUCCUGACAUUUAUCGCGACCGCCGCUGGGCGGGGAUUGAGGAGCUUUACGCAAAUACCCUGUCUGUGAGGGAAAAGGGGAGAAUAAGGAUGCAAACGGCUCAAGCCAGCUCUUCUCAUCUUUCACAGCGAGAGCAUGGUCAGGGUCAUAAUGCGUCUUGUGCCGAGAUGCGGCAACUGGAACAGCCCCCUCCAUGGAUACGGGGUGAAAGGUCCUCAAGUCUCUCUCCCGACGCUGUAUCUGCUGCUCCGACUCACGGUCAAGAGAGGACAAGUACGGAAGACUUGCCUGGAACAGGGACUGCUUGUGAAUGGAGCGCUUCCCUCAUAUAUAAAUAUUGGGAGGUUGCCGGAGAGCGACCUCACAGUUCCGACUCGUGGUAG